ACACGCAACUCUUAUUCCGUAUCGCUCGUUCUUUCUCUCUCGAUCUCGAUUCUUCGUUUCAAUAUCUAGGGUUUUUGCCGUCAUAUACUUUGCUCUUUUGCUUCGUAUCUAUUCUCUGCGUUUUGUUUUUCUUGGAUUGAAGUUGUUGAGAGCUUAAUUCGUUGCGGCAUUUGUAAUCCGAAUUUAUCAAAUCAGUAAAAAUGCAUUAUUGAAUACUUUAAAGUAAUGAAAAAAAAUAAAAUUUUAAAAUCAACCCUAAAAGGAAUAUUAUCAAAAGCAUUGAUACUAAAUGGAAGCAAAGUAACAAAAAGACACUAAAGUAAUAAUUUUUCUUAGUCUUUUAUUUUUGAAAAAUUUUCUUCUUCUAUAAAAGCCCUAACUCAAUCUCCUUUGCAAUACAAUCCAUCCUAUAGUCAAAAUUUGCUUGGACAAAAAAAAAAUGUCAAAAUUUGCAAAAUAUUAUCAAUCAAAAUCAAUUUCAACUCUUCACAAAAUCCUAAAAAUAUUAUCAAUCAAAUUCGAGUUUUUUCCCUUAAAUUUUAAAAGCAAUUACUAAAAAUAAAGUAGUUAUUUAUUUUUUAUUUUAUUAAAAAUAAUGUUUCAUUAAUCAAAUUUUAAAUAAAUUCUCUUAUCAUUUAAAAAAACAAGGAAAUGAAAAAUGUAGGCAAAGGUCCUUCACCUAAAUGCUGCUGCGUUUUGCGGUGCGACGAGCGACAACCCGAACCGCGGGUAAUUGGGUUCGGUUUGUUUCUGAUUCAGCGUCAAGCCCAAGCCUUUCAAUAUGGAGGCGGAAGAAGGAGAUGGGAAAAGAAGGAUUGAUGGUAGCGAAAGGGCUGAAGAGGCUCCAGUCGAACCCGGUUCGGUUGGACUGGUUUAUCCGGUCUAGCGUUUUUCGAUUGCUAAAGUCCGAUCUUGUGGCUGUCCUCGCUGAGUUUCAGCGUCAGAACCAAGUCUUCCUCUGCAUGAAGUUGUAUGAUAUAGUUCGCAAAGAAAUAUGGUACCGGCCAGACAUGUUUUUUUAUAGGGAUAUGCUUAUAAUGCUUGCACGAAAUCGAAGAGUGGAAGAAACGAAGAGAGUUUGGGAAGAUUUGAAAGUGGAGGGAGUUUUGUUUGAUCAGCAUACAUUUGGAGACAUUAUUAGAACUUUUCUAGAUUGCGAAUUGCCCUCAGAGGCAAUGAACAUAUAUGAAGAAAUGAGACAAUCUCCUGAGCCCCCUCUUUCAUUGCCUUUUCGUGUUAUAUUAAAAGGGCUCAUUCCAUAUCCAGAGUUAAGAGAGAAAGUAAAAGAUGACUUCUUAGAGAUUUUUCCAGAUAUGAUAAUCUACGACCCUCCAGAGGACUUGUUUGAAGAUAAUUUGCAGCACCAAGAUAGAGAUAAUAAGAAUAUUAUUGCAUAGUUCUUUGGAUACCCGACAUAAUUAUCUGCACUUUGCUUUGACAAAUUUUAUUCAAGUAAAGAUCGAGGUGUUUGCACCAUAUUUUGUAUUUUGAACUAGCGUGAUGCUAUGCAAUGUUGAGAUUUUGUAGCGAUUGUAAGUAAUCACAAUUGUUUUUUUUUUUAUCUCAAUUGAGUUUUUCCAUCUUUCGAUGUUUACCUUUUUUUAAUCAUUGUACAUUUGAGCCUAAACAAUGAAUGAAUAUUCGUGAUACGU
Messenger RNA from Abrus precatorius (Indian licorice), 1652 nucleotides. RefSeq names its product pentatricopeptide repeat-containing protein At1g62350-like. Gene Ontology annotation, molecular function: protein binding. The transcript is spliced from 4 exons. The coding region runs from base 684 to 1397 and encodes 237 amino acids. The record is from RefSeq and is a predicted model, not a curated record. Lineage: Eukaryota; Viridiplantae; Streptophyta; Magnoliopsida; Fabales; Fabaceae.